CUGUAAGGAGGCGGGGCCAGUGGAGUCAGCAGCGCAGCGGACGUGGGACAUUUUAGUUUAUGAAUCAGAAGCUUUGUGCAGGGAUGAGGUCCAGUCUGGUGGCAACUCUUCUUCUCCCCCUGCUCCUGGCUGCAGGAAGUGAUGUCACAGGGAAGGAGGCAAACAGGAAGCCCAACUUUGUCCUGAUAAUGGCUGAUGACCUGGGUAUCGGUGAUGUUGGGUGCUACGGUAACGAUACCAUCAGGACCCCCAACAUCGACAGGCUGGCAUCUGACGGGGUGAGGCUGACUCAGCACAUAGCAGCUGCUCCUCUCUGCACACCGAGCCGGGCUGCUUUUAUGACAGGACGUUAUGCUCUCCGCUCAGGAAUGGGCAGCACAGGCCGUGUACAGGUGCUGCUGUUUCUUGGAGGUUCGGGGGGGCUUCCACCGAGUGAGACCACCUUCGCUAAGAGGCUGCAGCAACAAGGAUACACCACUGGCCUCAUUGGUAAGUGGCACUUGGGUGUGAACUGUGAGCACAGAGGGGAUCACUGUCACCACCCGAACCAGCACGGCUUCAGCUACUACUACGGCCUGCCGUUCACCCUGUUCAAUGACUGUGUGCCCGGAGAGGGGACCGACAUCCUGGCAGACUUUCAGAGCACGCUGCGACAAUUGGCCGCUAUUCUUGGCGUUGGACUUUUCACACUGGUGUGUGUCCGUGUGUGUGGCCUCCUCGAUCUCCGCCUGUGGCUCCUGGUUGCACUUUUCUCAUUAAGUAUCUUAGCAACUGCUGUGUGGUAUGUGCCAUUUAAACUCUUACCCACCUGGAACUGCAUCGUUAUGAGGAACCAAGACGUCGUCGAUCAGCCAAUGACAGUGGAGACGCUGCCCCAGAGGUUGCUGGGAGAAGCACAAAACUUUAUCAAGAGGAAUAGUGAUCGUCCCUUCCUCCUGUUCUUCUCAUUAGUUCAUGUCCACAUACCACUCUUCAAAAACCCUCCCUUUGCUGGCAGGAGCCGCCAUGGUCGCUAUGGUGACAACGUAGAAGAAAUGGACUGGCUCGUCGGACAGUUGACAGAGACGGUGGACUCCCUCAGGCUAGCCAACAAUACUCUGAUGUACUUUACGUCAGACCACGGAGGGCACCUCGAGGAUGCUGACUCAAAGGUUGGCCAGAAAGGAGGAUGGAACAGUAUUUAUAAAGGUGGAAAGGCUAUGGGGGGCUGGGAAGGUGGGAUAAGAGUCCCUGGUAUUUUCCGCUGGCCUGGCAGACUGGCAGCUGGGAAAGUAGUGGAUGAACCCACCAGUCUUAUGGACCUGUACCCGACUCUGAAGCAUUUAGCCGAGGACACACAACCAGACAGGUACAUACACAAUUAUCAUCCUCUACCAUAUUUAGAACCACAUACAAGGAAGUUCUUUGACAUUAUCGUGUCUUCGUACACUGUGUCCUGAAAUAAUGUGGUCUCUGUCGUGUGUUUUCAUGCAGGUGACUCCGUCUUCAAGGUGCACUUUUUCACCCCUAACUUUUCCCCCCCGGGAGCCGGCGGGUGCUAUAAAACUAAGGUGUGCCUGUGUCACGGAGAGUAUGUUACACACCACGAUCCACCGCUGGUGUACGACAUUUUCCACGACCCCUCAGAGUCCCGCACACUGACUCCUGAUACUGAGCCACGAUACGCUGAAAUCCUCGAGCAGACUGCCAGAGCUGUGGAUAGGCAUAAAAGUACCCUCCCAAAUAAACAGGUAAAUGAUACUCAAUCGACGGCUGUUCAAAGUCAGAUGGCCUGGGAUAAGAUUCUCUGGCGACCCUGGCUUCAGCCAUGCUGCGGGACGUUUCCAUUCUGCGGCUGCAAAGAGGAGGAGCCGCGUAUUUAAGAGGAAUACAGUCACCACCUUCUUGGCCUUGGUAAAGCUCUUCCUUCUCCAAUCUGCAGCAGAGUUUUCACUUUUUUUUAAAUUGGAGCUGAGAUGCUUCAGAGUGUGUUCAGGUGCUAUCAUUUUUCCAAGUGUUCAGAGUAUGUAAAGAAUGUGACGUGACUUUUUUUUUUUUGAACUGUCCUACCAGGCCCUUUUUUAGGAUUUCCAAACUCCUCACACUGAGACACUUUGUUUAACUUUAAAUUUAGACUGAUUGUACAAUGCCAAUAUUUGAAAUUAAAGCAGCAGUCGUAUCAUAUUGUUGAGUAAAUCUAAGCACAUAUUUAGACUAAACUAAAUAUUUAUUGAAAUACUACUGACACUAUUUAAAUUAAGAUCAAACAACAUAGUCACUGGAACGUAACUAUAUUCAGUGCCUUAUUACAGUUUACAUACUCAGCACAAUGGAAAUUAAAUCUGAAAAUACAUGAAGGGGAAUUCUGUUUAUUUAUUUUACAAGCAAAAAUGUCAACUGUGAAA
This is a messenger RNA of Paralichthys olivaceus (Japanese flounder), 2384 nucleotides long. Lineage: Eukaryota; Metazoa; Chordata; Actinopteri; Pleuronectiformes; Paralichthyidae. The record is from RefSeq and is a predicted model, not a curated record.